Encephalitozoon romaleae SJ-2008 is the source of this 2412-nucleotide messenger RNA. RefSeq lists its product as hypothetical. Gene Ontology annotation, cellular component: transcription factor TFIIIC complex. Gene Ontology annotation, biological process: transcription by RNA polymerase III. Gene Ontology annotation, molecular function: protein binding. The record is from RefSeq and is a predicted model, not a curated record. The transcript has a single exon. The coding region runs from base 1 to 2412 and encodes 803 amino acids. NCBI's taxonomy places the organism in Eukaryota, Fungi, Microsporidia, Unikaryonidae.
AUGGCUUAUGCAGGAUGGUUGAACGGAGAAGAGGAGUGGCUCAUAAGAAGAACACGAAGGAAGUCCUCGUCAAAAGGCUCGCAGAGAAUCAUCAAAGCAAAGAACUUGAUAGCAAUUGCAAAUAACCUAUAUGUCAGAAACGAGCUUGGAAAGUGUGUGGAAAUACUUAAGGAGGCAAUAUGUCUUAUGCCGAGAAACCCUCAUCCAUACUUCACUCUCGGACUUAUUUUUGAGGAGAAGGGCGAGAUACCAAAGGCAUACUACUGCUUCUUUGUUGCAGCACAUCUUCAGAAAAACAACUAUGGGCUUUGGAGGAAGCUCUACGACUACUCAAGGCAGCUUGGAUACAAUAGAGAAAGAAUAUACUUCAUUGAGGUUCUACAAAGAAAGGGAAACAAAAGAGAGAUGGUGGUGGAGAAGAUGAGCCUUUAUGGGGAUGACAAGUUCAAGGAGCUGAGUUGCAAAAUAGAGUUGUUUGAGUUUGACGGUGUUGAUGAUAAGAUUUUCGAUGAGAUUCAUGAAAGGAUAACACACAAGGCCAGGCUUGCACGGCUUGCAAAGAAACUUCUUGGCCAUCUUAGAAAGAACGAAGACUCAUGCUCUGACUAUUACAUCAAGCAGCUAAUCAUUCUGAAGUAUGAGGCUUCUGACUUUGCAGACAUAAAGAUGCUGUUCAAUAGAUAUCUGCUUAAGAGAAACGUUGAACUUUGUAUAAAGCUCAGGGUGAUACACAUAAUGGCAUGUUUGUAUAGUGGCAAUGAUGGUGAGGCUAAAGAAUGCGUCAGAAUCUUCACUGAGGACGACAAGAUAUGGUCUGAGAUUACUGACAUUGAUCUUCUGAAGCAUCUUGUAGAUCUACUUAUAGAGAGUGACAUGGUUGAUGAAGUGACGAAGCUGCUAGGGAGGAUAAAAAACAGCUUCAACGGUCAGAGGGAGUUCGUAUAUUGGAAGCUAGGAAAAAUGCUCGAUGCCAAAGAGAGGUAUGACGAGGCACUUCUAUACUAUAAACUAGUGCUUGAAACCAAUCCUGGAAAUGAUGAUGUUAAGUCACGUAUUCACUUGAUAUAUACAAAGCAGGGAAACCACGAGUUGGCCAAGAAGUAUGAAACGAUUGCACAGCUCAUUGAUAUUGUAGAUGGAAGAAACAAGAAAAGAUGUGCAUACUCUCCAGAGAUGUGCAUGAAUACAAGAUCUCUUUAUGAGAACACUAAGGCCCUUAGGGACGAUAGUGAAAAGUUCAUUGAGUCUAACAGGGUCUUGGUCGAUGACUUCUUGAAGAACAGGUUUGUCUUUGAAAGAAGGAAGAAAAGAGCUUCUGCAGGAGCGGGACUGUGUAAGCAAAGACACAUUGAUAGUAUAGGAAUGCUUGAGAUAAGAAAUGAGGGGAAAGCUAUGAAAGAGGGAACUUCUGAGGGGUUUAGAUUUGUUGACCUACAUGGACUGAGUGUUGACGAGUGGUUUGAUGUUAUUUCUGGGCAAAUAUUUUCUCUUCUUUCUGUUUCUUGCACCUCGGAAGCAAUGUCGUUAUUGUUCAGGUCUCUGGAAGCAUACAUCUUCAGACACAGAAGUGACAUAAUCUUUAAGCUUAUUUUCACAGGUUUAAAGGCAUCCCUGAUGUUCGGGGAGUUCGGGGAUUUUAUCUCUUUAAUAAGAAAUGCGAUAUGCCACACAGGAAACUAUUCAUAUGCAUAUCUGCUGUUCUACUUCAGUAACUUCUUUAUGAGCUUCCAAAAGAGCAGUGACUUUUCAUAUUUCCAGAAAUACCUUCAAAGGGUAUGCAGGAGAAAGCUCAAGAUUUCCCUGAACUCCGAGGACGAGAUGAUCUCUGAGUCUUCCGAGAAUGAAACAAUGGGAGAAAGGGAGAAUGUAGGCAACCAUGCAAGACCGCAUGAAGAGGCAUACAAAGGAGACGUCUCAGGAAGGAAAGCUGUAGGUGUGACACAUUUUUUGUUCCUGAACUCCCACAUUCCAAAUCUUUUACAAUCAAAGACCGUCGAAAUGAUAUCCUCUCUCGAAAUGGAAGGCAGCCCAUCGGAAAGUGUAAUUCUUGCCUCGAUGUUCCUUAUUCAUUCAAAGUCUAGAAGAGUAAGUGACAGAAGCAUGUUUAUAAAGAAAGGAAUAUCUAUACUCAAGAGGCUAAAGGAAAGGUCAAAAGGAGAGGAUUCAUAUGCAAUCUCCUACAACAUUGGCAAGGCUUACCAAUUCUUCGGGUUUCCCGGCCUUGCUGAGAAUUUCUACAUGGAGGCCUUGGGUACGUCCAAUCUCGAGCUCCGAAGGCUUGUACAAUUCAACCUGUAUCUAAUAUACAAAAAAAACAACACAAUGCAAAUAUUCAAGGACAUCCUUGACAACGAUGAGAUGGCUUCAUCCUUAAGUAAGCCCUCAUCUGUUUUAUUUAUCGCCCCUGGAUGA